Messenger RNA from Hemiscyllium ocellatum (epaulette shark), 1859 nucleotides. RefSeq names its product tyrosyl-DNA phosphodiesterase 2b (gene tdp2b). Gene Ontology annotation, biological process: double-strand break repair. Bases 78 to 1244 code for a protein of 388 amino acids. The transcript is spliced from 7 exons. Gene Ontology annotation, cellular component: PML body; cytoplasm. NCBI's taxonomy places the organism in Eukaryota, Metazoa, Chordata, Chondrichthyes, Orectolobiformes, Hemiscylliidae. The record is from RefSeq and is a predicted model, not a curated record. Gene Ontology annotation, molecular function: single-stranded DNA binding; protein binding; 5'-tyrosyl-DNA phosphodiesterase activity.
GCAGCAGCCGUUGGGUUGUGGCAUGCGCUGUAAACUGUUGAGUUGAGGGCGGUGCGCGUGGAGCUGCUGCUGUUGGUAUGAGUGAGCCCCAGAGGAAGAGAGUUCGUUUGAGCGAUCCGGAACAACAGGGAGGCGCAGGUCCCCAGCAUGAAGAGCGGGGUGAUGGAGCCGCUCCUGUAUCCCAGCCUGAGGCGGAGGCGGAUGAGGAGGAGGAGGAGAGGCGCCGGUACCGCGGGGGUCUUUGCGAUGAGUUUGCUGUUGUGACCGGUACGGAUGAGGCCGUAGCUCAGUGUUACCUGGCGGAAAAUGACUGGCUUUUAGAAAGAGCUGUCAACUCCUAUUUUGAAACAGCUGUUCAGCCAUCUUCCUCUACAAUGGAGUCUACUUCACAUUUGAUUGAAAAUACUGAUUUCCAAGGAUGCAUUGAUUUGACAAACACUGACGAUGAGCAAACCAGCAAGGGAAGUACUGCAGAGCCACAAGUAGAUGAAAGUCGGAUCUCAUUGUUAACGUGGAACAUAGAUGGACUUGAUCUGGAAAACUUGCAGGAAAGAGUACGGGGAGUUUGUGCGUGCCUAGCGCUAUAUAGCCCUGAUAUAGUGUUUCUGCAGGAAGUUAUUGAACCGUAUUACCUUUACUUAAAGAAGCGAGCAGUCAGCUACACAAUUAUUCCAGGAGAUGAAGACGACUACUUCACAGCCAUUAUGCUGAGAAAAUCUCGCGUAAAGUUAUUGAAACAAGAAAUAACACCUUUCCCAACUACCUCCAUGAAGAGAAAUCUUCUUGCUGUUCAGGUAAACAUUGCAGGAAAUGAACUCUGUUUAAUGACUUCCCACCUGGAGAGCACUAAAGCGCAUUCAAAGGAACGAGUCAAACAGCUCGAGAUUGUACUAAGGAAAAUCAAAGAAGCCCCAGAAAGUGCCACAGUAAUAUUUGGUGGUGACACCAAUUUGAGAGAUCAAGAGGUAACAAAGGUUGGAGGUUUGCCAGAAGGUGUCUUGGAUGUCUGGGAGUUCUUAAACAAACCUGAACAUUGUCGAUAUACCUGGGACACUAAAGCUAAUAAUAACCUGAAAGCUCCUUACACUUGCAGACUCCGCUUUGAUCGUGUGUUUUACAGGAAAGCCAGUGAAGGUCAGAUAGUUCCACAACAAAUGACCCUUGUUGGACAAGACAAGUUGGAUUGUGGGCGUUUUUGCAGUGAUCAUUGGGGGCUCCUCUGUGACUUUGAUGUCAUAUUGUGAGUCUUAGCUGUGGUGGGUAGAGUAGAAGGCAACACUUAAAAUACAAUUAUAUGUGAAAUCUCUACCAAGAUGAUUUGUAAUAACUCAGUCAGAAUAUUUUCUGGGUGAUCAGGUGUCUUAUGUUUUCCUGAUUAAAGUGAUCAUGCUGAUUCAUGCUUGAGUUCACACUCUAAUUUCCUGAAGAACGAGAGGAAUAGGUUUAGUGAAACAGGAAUGUUACGCUGUGGUGAUAUAAGCAUAAAGUUGUAUUUUCGGAACGGAGAUUCUAAUAGGCUGUGUGCACGUAACGCUGAAGCAGAGUUCUUUCAGUGAUCAUUGUUUCAUUUAUUAACACAACUGUUGUCUUGCUGACUAUAACUUAAUUGCCCUGCAGUGUGUUUUUAAAACAUGGCAGAAUACCUUUUAAGUUGCUGCCUGGUUUCUUCAUCAAGAUAGCUAUCUUCAGAGAGCUUGGGAAUUUUAUGCUGGUGUAUUUUUGCAGAGUGCAGAUGACUUUAUGAUGCAUUAUGUAAAAUGUAAUCCUAAGCUUGUGAAGAUAGCAGAAGUUACCUUCCUCUUAAAUGUCAAUGUGUAACUGAUGAUCUUUUGCUUUGAAGUAUGUUCCUAAUUUUAAUG